UAAAACAUUAACUCAGAAAAUGUCCCCUUAUUGAUUCCGAAUUUCAACUGACUGCUGACGCUAUAUAAUUCAUAGAUUAUACUGAACAAAAUCAUUGAGCAAGAGUCUGACCUCUGGCGAAUAUUUUGAAGUAACUUCAGGAAAAUUCCUGUAACGUUUCCAUUUAUGAAGAAGGUUUUUCUGUAAAUAAAUGCUAAUAACUUUCCUUGAGUCCUUGAAAUUUCUUCUCCAGUAUAAAUAGUUUCCUUCUUCAUAAAGUUACGAUGAAUGUUCGUCAAAAUUCGUGAGCGAUGCUCCGUCAUUUGCUAGAAACCAUUCGUAAACUGGCAUGACACUUUUAUUUCCGAACCGUAGGUGGGUGCGGAUCAGUGCUUUAAGUGUAGCUAGUUUGCGUCUGUUACUAUUUUCUUGGUUUCAUUUAAACUGUUAUGAAACUGUCGGAACAUCGAAAUUCUAAUGGUCUGAUACAUUAUAGAUACAUGCACUUGCAUUAGAUUUUACGAUUAGAUUACGAUUUCAAUAUAGAGAUAUUCCAUCUAUAAUUCUAAUAUAGUAGGCAAACUAGACUGUAUACUGUUUUUAAUUAUGUAAUCUACAAAUAAAUGUCAGACGUAUUUCAAAUAGUAGAUUAGCUAUUUGAAUGCAGCAUAAAAUGAUAUCAAAUAAAAGUUGCCGAAUCAUGGAAUUUCCACUGCUACUUUUGUUUGAAAUUAACUAUUGACCUUGUUUUAAGUAAUACCAGCAUUAUAAUUAUUAUGUUGGUUGUUUCAACGAUAAAACAUCGCUUACCAGAACGAUGAUAUUGAGUAAAAGUUUAACGAUAAUCUACCUUACUUCAUUACUGGAUUUAUUUGCUGUUGGUUUAACGGUUCCUUUGAUUAGCUCGCACCUUUUAUCAGUGGGUGCGUCACGAACUACGGUUGGCUUAGCCCAGUCCACUUAUUCAUUAUUGCAAAUUUUUUGGGGUCCAGUUUUUGGCAGUCUUAGUGAUGCGUUUGGUAGAAAGUUUAUUUUAGUUCUGGUAACAUCUUCCUGUUCCCUUCUUUACUUCCUUCUGGGUUUUUGUAAUUCCGUUUUACUCUUCUUCUUGGUGAGAAUCGCUUUGGGUUCAAUAAAGCAUACUCAAACGCUAUGCAAGGCGGUAAUCGCUGACAUCAUACCUAAAGAGAAGCAGACUGAAGUUUUGGGUUUUUGCAAUGGUUUGAGUUCCUUAGGCUUUGUUUUGGGACCCCUGAUCGGAGGGUACCUCUUUGAAUAUACCCAUGGUUUUUAUAUGGUUUGUUGUUUGACGUCGUUGGCUUUUUUAUGCAAUUGUGGUUUGGUGGCAAAUCUCCCAGAAGAGUCCGAUAAUAAGAAAGACAAAGAGAACCCUACAAAUGGAGCGGAGUUAUUUCAGGCCAUUACUAACAUGAAAACUAUCCCAUGGAAAGAAUAUUGGGACGCAUUUCUACUUCGUCUUCUCUACGCCUUAUCGGCAUCAACGUACUUUUCUAAUCAAGGUUUAUAUAUACAAGAAAAGUUUAGUCUUUCUCAACGCCAUGUCGGCUUCACUAUUUCGUUCUUUGGAACGGUAUCCUUGAUUUCCAGCCUUUUCAUGGGAUUGCUCACGAAAAAAUUCUAUCCAAAAGAUCCGGAUUACUACAAACAACAGCUGCACGCUUAUUCCUUAAUGACUGUAUCACUAUUGGGACUUUAUUUAGCUCCAAAUGUCUAUUGGUUUUGCUUCCUAUUGCUUCCGUUUUCCAUGGUGAGCACUGCACUGAGAAUAAUCAGUAUGGAGCUAUUGUUAAAUCGUUCCAAAAAGGAAGAUAACACUCGAGGGUGUCUAGUGGGAGCUUCGAACAGUGUCAUGUCCUUCGCAAGAUUAUUGACCCCAAUUACGUCCGGGGUUGUGGCUGAUGCAUUUGGCGACGAUGCAACCAUAUUGAUGUCAGCAGUACCCGCAUUGUCUGCUACAUUAUUGACAGCAACUUUGUAUGGACGAAAAGUUACAGAUAAGAACAAAGAUUUGUAACAAUUGUUUUUAUAAGAAAUUUUAUUGUUGAAAAUGUAUUGUAAUUUUAAUAAAUGAUUUACUUACAAUACGA
Messenger RNA from Agrilus planipennis (emerald ash borer), 2087 nucleotides. RefSeq names its product major facilitator superfamily domain-containing protein 9. NCBI's taxonomy places the organism in Eukaryota, Metazoa, Arthropoda, Insecta, Coleoptera, Buprestidae. The transcript is spliced from 5 exons. Gene Ontology annotation, molecular function: transmembrane transporter activity. The coding region runs from base 797 to 2014 and encodes 405 amino acids. The record is from RefSeq and is a predicted model, not a curated record. Gene Ontology annotation, biological process: transmembrane transport.